Periophthalmus magnuspinnatus is the source of this 2018-nucleotide messenger RNA. It is a transcript of the gene orc2, whose product is annotated as origin recognition complex, subunit 2. The coding region runs from base 123 to 1832 and encodes 569 amino acids. Lineage: Eukaryota; Metazoa; Chordata; Actinopteri; Gobiiformes; Gobiidae. Gene Ontology annotation, cellular component: nuclear origin of replication recognition complex; nucleus. The record is from RefSeq and is a predicted model, not a curated record. Gene Ontology annotation, molecular function: DNA replication origin binding. Gene Ontology annotation, biological process: DNA replication. The transcript is spliced from 16 exons.
ACUUGUCACGUGGUUUAAAAACUUGAUGGAGGUGGCGCGGAAACUUGUCUGCCGCAUGCUUUGAUUUUUAUUCAAUUUUUCUUUUGUAAUUAACUUGUUUGGAUAAAACACUGCGAUCUGUUAUGAGUGGGUUGGAGGUGAAGUUUAUUGGGGAUAAGGAUGUCCUGGAGCACAUCGUGGACAAACAGGAGGGGACACAAGCCAGCAGUAGGGCUGUCCAGAAGAUGGUCACUUUCAAGAGUCCCGCGGGGAGACGCAACAAAGACCAGAAUGGUGAAGAAAAUGUGGAUGAGAACGGGCAACUGAACGAAAAUUAUAUACAGGCUUUAGCAGCAGAAGAUGAUGAUGAGGGUCCUGUGUCUUCUGUAGCAGGCUCUUCCAUUUUCACCUUUCAGAAAAGUAGACGUGGCCACAGUAUGGCUCAAACAGCAAGUGAAUUGGCUCGUACCCCUGGAAAGAGUGUAACAUUCAACACAGCACCCAGUGAACCAUCUACUCCAACUAGAACAGGACGACAUGCCAAAGGAGAAGCUCGAACACCACAGAGGAACAAAAAAAGACAGUUUGUUUCCACUACACCUCACAGACUCAGGAAGAGAAUGACAACCCCAAGCCUGCAAUCGGACAGUGACAGUGAGCUCUCCCCCUCUGACUCUGGAGAAGAACAGGAGGAGGAUGAAAAGAUGGAGUCCACAAAGAAAGAGAAGGAGAAUGUGAAGGCACCUCAGACUCCAAGUAAAGGCUUAUCAGCAGCUCUUUACAAAACUCCAGCCAAGAAGACCAAGAAUGCACCUGAACCUGCACAUCAGCCCAGCAUGGUGGAGGAGUACUUUGAAGCCCACGGCACUUCAAAAGUGCUGACAUCAGAUCGGACCCUUGAGAAACUGAGCACCCCUAAACUUGACAGAGAGACAUUAAUUCGACUUUUAGAGGGAAAACCAUCAAGUUAUGCAAAAGAAAUUCAGGUGCUUCAUAAGAAACAUUGCCAGCAUUUUAGCAAAUGGAUGUUGCAGCUGCAGUUAGGGUUUAGUGUCCUUGUUUACGGAUUAGGAAGCAAAAAAUCUCUGCUGGAGGAUUUCCGGACCUCUCAACUAUCUCAAGAUACUCACCUUGUGAUCAAUGGUUUUUUCCCUUCUAUUACCCUAAAAUCAAUUUUAAAUGCUUUGACAAGUGAGGUUCUUGAACAUCAUGGAAGUUUCCGAACUCCUACAGACCAGAUUCAGUUCAUCUCUCAAGCCCUUAAAGAUGAUCCAGAUCUCCAUGUGUAUGUUAUUAUUCACAAUAUUGAUGGACCAAUGUUGCGCGGAGAAAAAACUCAGAGCGCACUGGCACAGCUCGCUUCUCUGCCCAAUCUGCACCUUGUUGCUUCUAUUGACCAUAUCAAUGGCCCACUAGUGUGGGACCAGUUUAAGCAGAGUCAGUUUAACUGGUUGUGGUGGGAGUGUGUUACAUUUCAACACUACACAGAAGAGACCUCGUAUGAAAACUCCCUCUUGGUGCAGCAGACGGGGGCUUUGGCUUUGUCCUCCCUCACUCAUGUGCUACGAAGUUUGACACCAAAUGCAAGAGGAAUUUUCAAAUUGCUGGUAAAAUUUCAGUUGGAAAACAAAGACAAUCCAUCAUAUACAGGAUUGUCCUUCCAAGACUUUUAUCAGCGCUGUCGAGAGGCGUUCUUGGUGAACUCUGAUCUGACGUUGAGGACCCAGUUGACUGAGUUCAGAGAUCAUAAACUGAUUCGCACACGAAAGGGUGCAGAUGGAGUGGAGUAUUUGAUUGUCCCUGUUGAGGCAAAUACGUUGGUGGAUUUCCUGGAAAAUGAGCAGACUGUAUAAAUGUACCAUCUGAAAUAAUGAACAUGAACUGAUAUCAUUAUGAAUAGCCCCAAAUAAGAACUGUAGCUCCAAAGCACUUUGGAAUAAAUUAUAUUUAAUGUACCAAUACCUUCUCUUAAAUGUAAAAUGCAGUGUUUGCAUGUGUCUAUGUACACCCAUUUGUGUGAAUAAAGACAAGAUACACUG